Messenger RNA from Bursaphelenchus xylophilus (pine wood nematode), 1366 nucleotides. NCBI's taxonomy places the organism in Eukaryota, Metazoa, Nematoda, Chromadorea, Rhabditida, Aphelenchoididae. The record is from the annotation of a GenBank genome assembly.
AUGGUAAGUUCUGGAGGCCUUCCAUCGUAUAAAAUACCAUUACGACUAGGGCGCAGCUCGAAAUUUAUUUUUUGGCGUGCUUACAGUACUCCUAGUGAUAAAACUAAUUAAUGGCUUGCAGUUAGAUCUGAUAGAUUGUGGAGCCGAUGAUUGGAGGGUGGUGUGCACUUGGAGGAGGAUAUCCCGAUUUGUGGUCGAGUUUAUCCUCUGCUCCUUAUGUCCAUAUCCGGGAACUGGAACCGUCGAAUGGUGGUUUGUGGAACCUUCAAGGACCUGCAAUCACACAUUCGAAGUAAAAGAAGUCCCGGUUGAUCUCCUCUUGUCCUUAUUCAUGCUUGGCCGGGUGUAUCUGGCUGGGCGAUUUGUGGUUUUACAUAGUAAACAGUUUCAAGUAAGUCAUUCUUUUCUCAGAAAACUUUCCCAGGAUGCAUCAACAAGAACAUUGGCUGCUUUAAAUCGUAUCCAAGUGAACUUUACCUUUGUGAUGAAAUCUUGGCUAGAUCAACAUCCCAUGAGAUGUCUCUCUCUCUUCUUAUUGAUGUUCUGGUUCACAUUUGCAUGGACAUUUGUGCAAUGUGAGAGAUUAGGAAGGGAAGAUGAGACCAAAUGGCUGAUGUACUCGAAUGCUUUGUGGUUUAUCGCCUCAACUUUCAAUGGGAAUGGAUAUGGAGAUGUGGUACCCAAAACAACGGCCGGGAGAUUGGUCGGGAUCUUUGUCGGACUUACGGUCAGUCGAUUGAUGACUUAAAUUAGACGUAAUCUAUUGAGUUCAGGGUGCAAUAAUAUCUUCGAUCCUGAUUGCCGUCAUCUCUCGAAAGAUUGUUUUAUCAUCUGGUCAAAGGAAUGUAAACAAUUUCAUGAAUGACUCCAGAUUAACCGUGGAACAUAAGAACGCGGCUGCCAGAGUUCUACAAAAGACCUGGCAUAUCUAUAAAAAUCUCCAUUCCAAUGAUACGGGGGACCGACUGUUAAGACGACAUCAACGGGAGUUUCUAAAUGCCAUUCACAGGUCAGUAAAUGUUGUAUUUGGGUACAUAUGGCCAUUACAUCAUUAUAAUGUUCGUCUUUAGUUUUCGAAAGGUGAAGAACAAGAUCAGAAACUUCAACGAGAGCAACGAUGUGUCCUCACAACAAGCCACACGAGCAAGUUUAUACCCUUAUUCUGUUCUGAUCUGACAUUUUUAUAUCUAAUCUAGAAUUGUUUCAGUUAAUGCUGGAGAUGCACACCAACAUGCUCAAGCUGGUGAAUACCCAAGAAGAGAUGAGGACCCAGAUGGAGGUCAUGCAAAGGGCCAUUCGCAAUCAUUUCACACAUCAACAUGCCGUCACAAUCGCCGAAACUAAACGAAUUUCGUCCGAAGACUGA